Molecule: messenger RNA, 1367 nt
Organism: Cyanistes caeruleus (blue tit)
Lineage: Eukaryota; Metazoa; Chordata; Aves; Passeriformes; Paridae
Source: RefSeq, a predicted model, not a curated record
AUGAAGGGGUUGUUUGUGGUGCAGGAGAGCCUGGGAAACCGGGAAAGCCGCGAGGGAAAGGAGCCAAAGCUGCGGCUCCGUGACCCGGGCGGGGACAGCACGCGUGGGUGUGAAGGUGAUGUCCCUGUGACUCCCCAGAUCCGCGCCCUCUACAACGUGCUGGCCAAAGUCAAGCGGGAGCGAGACGAGUACAAGAGGAAAUGGGAGGAGGAGCUGAGCAGAAGGAUGAGCCUGGAAUCCAUGGUGGAAACCUUGCGAGAGGAGGCCCAGGAAGCAGAAGCUCUCCAGGAGGAGCUGAAUGAGAAGAUCGAGAGGCUGAAAGCAGAGCUGGUGGUCUUUAAAGGUCUGAUGAGUGAUCCCAUGACAGACCUGGACACAAAGAUCCAAGAAAAGGCCAUGAAGGUGGACAUGGACAUCUGCCGCCGAAUCGAUAUCACGGCCAAGCUGUGCGAUGUCGCGCAGCAGCGCAACUCGGAAGACGUUUCCAAGAUUUUCCAGGUGGCCUCCAAGAAGAAGGAGAGGAAGCUGGCGUCGGACGAGGAGCUGUCGGAGCAGGACGCGGACAACGGGAGGUUCUCGGAUGAGGAGGUCAGCUGCUCCCUCAACAUCACCGAUGAGAUGAAGAGGAUGUUCAACCAGCUGCGUGAGACGUUCGAUUUCGAUGACGACUGUGACAGUUUGACGUGGGAGGAGAACGAGGAAACGCUGCUGCUUUGGGAAGAUUUCACCAACUGCAAUCCCUCCAUCGACCUCCAGGGAGAGGAAGAAAACCUGGGAAACUUGAUCCACGAAACAGAGUCCUUCUUCAAAACUCGAGACAAGGAGUACCAGGAGACAAUAGGGCAGAUAGAGCUGGAGCUGGCCACGGCCAAGAGCGACAUGAACCGUCACCUCCACGAGUACAUGGAGAUGUGCAGCAUGAAACGGGGUCUGGACGUGCAGAUGGAAACGUGCCGCAGGCUCAUCAAGGGCUCAGCCGACAGGAAUUCUCCAUCCCCCAGCUCCGUAGCCAGCAGCGACUCAGGAAACACAGACGAAAUUCAGGACGAUUUGGACAGAGAGACGGACGUGGAGCCCAUGGUCAGCUGAUAGGAAAUGGGAAGAAUUCCAGAAAAAAAAAAAAAAGAAAGAAAGAAAGAUUCCAAACCAAUUGCUGGGGGAAAGGUGAAAAGACUGGAGAGCCCCUGCAGGGGGACUCUGAUUCCUACACACAUCCCCUCCCUCCCAAGGAUUGGUGCUGUACAUUUCUAUUCUUCAAACCAUAAAUGCAGAGUUCUGUAGGAAAACACGGUGUUUUAAUUGUGCCUUUGCCCCAAGCUGAGCCACUUUGAGCUCCAGUGGAAUAUUAAUAACAGGUGUUUUUAUAU